AGAAGGUUUGUGUGGAAUUUCAUAGUUCAAUGCACUGGUGGUAAAUGGUUAUUGCGUCAAGGUCGCUGGUAUAAGAGCCAUAGAAGAUUGUUUUAUACAAAAUGAACAACUCGCUUGUUGCAGCAAUCGAUCAAGGAACAUCAAGCACAAGAAUACUGAUAUUUUCAGUCGCCACUAAAGAGGUUAUUGCAUUUCAUCAAAUUGAAUUUGAAAGUUGUUAUCCACAUGAAGGAUGGGUGGAACAAAAUCCUCUUGAAAUACUAUCAACUGUCAAUCAAUGUAUAGAAAAUAUCGUUCAAAAGCUGAAAAGUUUGAAUAUUGAUCCAGAUAACAUCAAAGCAAUUGGGAUAACAAAUCAACGUGAAACAACUGUUGCUUGGGAUAAACAGACAGGAGCACCUUUGCAUAAUGCCAUAGUGUGGCUGGAUACAAGAACAAAAUCUACAGUUGAUCAAUUCAAAGCAAAAGUAUCAGAAAAUGAUCUAGAGAAAAUAAAGAAAUUAUGUGGGCUUCCAUUGAGCACCUAUUUCAGUGCAGUUAAGAUGCGAUGGCUACUUGAUAAUGUUGAUGAUGUCAAAAAUGCAUUAGAUGAAGGUCGACUCAUGGUUGGUACUAUUGACACAUGGCUCAUCUAUAAUUUAACUGGUGGAACAAAAGGUGGAAUUUAUAUCACUGAUGUAACCAAUGCCAGCAGAACAAUGUUGAUGAAUAUCCGAACAGCUUGUUGGGAUGAAAAACUUUGCAACUACUUUGACAUUCCUCUUGAAAUACUUCCAUCCAUAAGAAGUUCUUCUGAAAUUUAUUCACAUAUUAGUGAUGGUGCUUUCAAAGGAAUUCCACUAUCAGGGUGUCUUGGUGACCAACAAGCUGCCCUCGCUGGACAGUUGUGUUUCCAAAAAGGAGAAGCAAAAAAUACCUACGGUACUGGCUGUUUUCUUCUCUAUAAUACAGGAUUAGAACCUAUCACAUCUGAUCAUGGCUUGCUUACGACAGUUGCCUACAAGUUUGGUCCGCAAAACCCAACUGUUUAUGCGUUGGAGGGAUCUGUUGCUGUUGCUGGCGAUGCGGUUAAAUGGUUAAGAGAUGGUUUGGGAUUCAUUAAGAAGUCUUCAGAUAUAGAGGAGCUCGCGUCCUCUGUAUCCAACAGUGGUGGAGUGUAUUUUGUUCCAGCUUUUUCAGGACUUUAUGCUCCAUAUUGGCAAACAGAUGCAAGAGGAAUCAUCAUUGGUUUAACUCAAUUUACAAGUAAAGCUCACAUUGCUAGAGCCACGUUAGAAGCAGUUUCAUUUCAAACAAGAGAAUUACUGGAUGCGAUGAAUAAAGAUUCUGGUAUACCUUUGAUGUCUCUUAAAGUUGAUGGUGGGAUGACCGCAAACUCCUUACUCAUGCAGAUUCAAUCUGAUAUACUUGGGAUUCCUGUGGUUCGUCCUUCGAUGGCGGAGACAACGGCUUUAGGUGCAGCGGUUGCUGCUGCUGUAGCUGAAGGUAUUGCAUUGUGGGAUAUUUCGUCUUUAACAGAACAAACGGAAGUCUCCGUUUUUCAACCAAAACUUGAAGCCAAAGAACGAAAGUCCCGGUAUUCUAAGUGGAAAAUUGCAAUACAAAGAUGCAUGAGAUGGGAGACAGAUAAUUGAAAUUAACAAGUCAAUCAUAAUUGUUCAUUUGGGGAUUUUGAAUACAUCUAUCCCAAACGGUUGCAUCAUUUGAAAGCACAACUUGGGAAACUGCGAUGAAUUUUUCACACAAUUCUUCUGUGUUGUCGAGUGACUGGAUGAGCUGGAAACUAAUGAUAGCAAACGUUGUACUGGAAAUAACUAUAUUUUUUAUCGCGGUACUUGGAAAUUUAUUAGUUAUAUAUACUAUAAAAUACGAAAAAAAACUUCAUACUACUUGUAAUUUUUUGCUCCUACAUCUGGCAAUAUCUGAUAUCAAUUUGGUUGUAUUUAACAUUCCAUUUGAUAUCGUCUUUCUUCUGAACAAAGAUACUUGGAUAUUAGGUGAA
Molecule: messenger RNA, 2002 nt
Organism: Xenia sp. Carnegie-2017
Lineage: Eukaryota; Metazoa; Cnidaria; Anthozoa; Malacalcyonacea; Xeniidae
Product: glycerol kinase-like
Exons: 20
Coding region: 102-1634 (510 amino acids)
Biological process (GO): glycerol-3-phosphate biosynthetic process; triglyceride metabolic process; glycerol metabolic process
Cellular component (GO): mitochondrion
Molecular function (GO): glycerol kinase activity
Source: RefSeq, a predicted model, not a curated record